AUGAGUUCUUCAUUGAUGCAGGUUCAAUCCGAAAAACAGUUUCAUGAUCUGGUGAAGAAGAAUGAAUUAGUGGUGGUUUAUUUGAAAGCGGAAUGGUGUGGGGUGUGCACUCGAUUCGGACCAAUUGUAGAAAAAGUCUCUAAGGAAAAAGAAAAGGUGCUGUUUUUAGUUGUUGAUGUGGAUAAAUAUCCAACGAUUCCGAAAGAAUUGAAAGCAAAAGCAAUGCCAACCUUUGUAUUUUUGCUCGACGGAAAAGAGUUCAGUAGAAUUGAUGGAGCAAGCGAACAAAUGCUCCAAAACUAUACGGACACUUUAAUAUUACAAAAACAGCCGUCAUAUAUGGAGAAUGGAAUUUUACAUAUUGUCAAGGAAAAAGACUUUACUGAAUCUUUACACAAUCACUCAAAUUGUAUUGUGGAUUUUUAUGCGGAUUGGUGUCAACCCUGUAAAAUGAUAUCACCGUCGUUUGAAGAGUUGGCAAAAAAUACAACAGAUGUGCUAUUCAUGAAAGUGAAUGUGGACCAACUGCGAAAUUUAAUGACCAAGUGCCGUGUCACAUGCAUGCCAACUUUCUGUGUAUUUAAAAACGGAAAAAUGAAGGAACGAAUAGAAGGAGGAUCGAUUCAGUUAGUGAAAAAAGCUAUUGAGGACUUUUCACUAACCACAGAAGAAUAUAAGAAAAAGGAUCUGAUGGAAGUGGCAGUGGAUGACAAAUUUGUUAUGCAUGUUGACAACUUGAAUGAGUACGAAAGAUUAUUAUCUCAACACCCAAGGGUGGUUGUAGAUUUUUUUGCAGAUUGGUGUGGCUCAUGCCAACAGGCAGCCCCUAAGUUUAGCAAAUUGGCAAGUCAAAACCCAAAGGUUCAAUUUAUGAUGGUCAACUCUGACAAUGCCUCAGAAAUAUGUAGCAAGGAAGGUAUUUCUUCGUUACCAACCUUUAAAUUGUUCGCACAAGGAAAGGAGAUAAAAAAAUUAGAAGGGUUUAAUUUGACGAUGCUAGAGACUGGGAUUAAGGAUUUGAUAUCUUCUAAAAUAGGUACAUCGAAAACUAAAACAACGGUCAAUAAGUCACCAACAAAACCAUCACCAGGAAAGCAGACUGGCACUUCAUCAGCCCCGUCGCCGAUUAAGAAAGUUUACGAGUCAAAAUCACCUACCAAACCUACCAACAGUCCUUCGAAAGGAACAACCAAACAAGACAAGCCAAUUCCUUCAUCCUCGAUAGCAGCUUCACAGAAUCACACUAAAGUGGACGUUCUAACCUCGUCGUCUCCACAAAAGUCAGCAGGCUCAGCAGUGGUUAAACAAGAAGGUGCUACAAAAACAAGUAAUUCAAUUCUGAAAGUAAGCCCUUAUCUUUCUUCGAUACCACCCUACCAAUCACCUUCGAAAGAAAAAGUCAAAAAACAAAAGUCACCUUAUUUGAAUUAA
Naegleria lovaniensis is the source of this 1431-nucleotide messenger RNA. RefSeq lists its product as uncharacterized. The transcript is spliced from 2 exons. NCBI's taxonomy places the organism in Eukaryota, Heterolobosea, Eutetramitea, Acrasida, Naegleriidae. The record is from RefSeq and is a predicted model, not a curated record. Bases 1 to 1431 code for a protein of 476 amino acids.